Podarcis muralis (Common wall lizard) is the source of this 4488-nucleotide messenger RNA. It is a transcript of the gene PALS1, whose product is annotated as protein associated with LIN7 1, MAGUK p55 family member. Lineage: Eukaryota; Metazoa; Chordata; Lepidosauria; Squamata; Lacertidae. The record is from RefSeq and is a predicted model, not a curated record. Gene Ontology annotation, molecular function: protein binding.
GCGCACAUGCGCGCAGCGUGGGAAGUCGGUUUCGUUGCUGGGGAUCUGGCACAGGAGGCGGGGCGGCGGCGGCGGCCGAAGUUGUGGUGCUCGGCUCUGCCUUCCUCCCUGGGCGGCUGCGCGCGGGGUGAAUUGGGAGGGCUGUGUCUCGCUGCCUGUCUCCGGCCCGCGUCUGUUAUUCUGAGGGGCCUCAAGUGAAGAAGCGGAGCUGCCGGGCGCGCGCCUCCUCCCUCUCCCGAUUUAGGCUGAGCCCCGUCCGGUGCUGCUUUCAGUAGGAACGCGAAGGCUUAGGAUGCUAAUCACUGUUACCUGACUUCAGUAGAAAAGAAUCUGAGAAGACAGAGGAAUGGCUGGUUGCGAUUUCAUGAUUUAAGUUUUUUCUUUGCACAAGUUGCAGGCUAGCUGGCAGAGCUGUUGCUAUGGAAACAAACAGUCAGCUCCUGAGAGUGCCAAUGGAAUGCUAAUCUGGUAUAAAUGAGGAGUUCCAGCUGCUGCCCAAAGAUUUUCUUGUUGGAAAUUUAUUUUCAUCUUGAUCUGGUGACGCAUAUGAAGAAUUGGUUCAUGCUAUAAUGGAUUUUAAGUGGUACCUUCAAGAAAAUAGGCCUUAUAAUAGAGUUUAUGUCUGACAAGUGGUACGAUUUACUGCAUACAACAAUGACAACCUCUCAUAUGAAUGGGCAUAUAACAGAAGAUUCUGACAGUGAAACAAAAAAUGUGGAUCUUGUACCGCUUGAGGAGCCUCAGAGGCACAGAGAGAUGGCUGUUGAUUGCCCUGGUGAUCUGGGAACCAGGAUGAUGCCACUGCGGAGGAGUGCUCAACUUGAGCGAAUUAGGCAACAACAAGAGGACCUAAGGCGAAGGCGGGAAGAAGAUGGAAAGAAACAGGAACUGGACCUUAAUUCUUCUAUGCGGUUGAAGAAGCUAGCUCAAAUUCCUCCCAAAACUGGAAUAGACAACCCUAUGUUUGACACAGGCGAAGGAGUUAUUCUAGAGAGCCCACAUUGUGCUGUAAAAAUCCUAGAAGUUGAGGAGCUUCUAUCAUCUCUGAAACAUGUUCAGCACACCCUGGUAGAUCCCCAAAGCCAAGAGGAAAUAGCUCUAAUUUUACAGCUGGUUCAAAACUCCGACUUUCAAAAUGCAUUUAAAAUACAUAAUGCGGUUACCGUGCAUAUGAACAAAACCAGUCCACCAUACCCACUUAUCUCCAAUGCGCAAGAGCUUGCACAAGAGGUACAGAGUGUUUUGAAGCCAAGCCAUCAGAAAGAUGGAUUGGAACUUAAUUCUUUAUUGAAUGCCCCUCAUAUUCAGGCACUGCUGUUGGCUCAUGAUAAAGUUGCUGAGCAGGAAAUGCAACCAGAGCCAGUGACGGAUGAAAAGAUUUAUGAGAAUGUAGGUCUGUAUGGAGGAGAGACAGUUAAAAUAGUUCGCAUUGAAAAGGCUAGAGAUAUUCCAUUGGGCGCUACAGUACGCAAUGAAAUGGAUUCAGUCAUCAUUAGUCGAAUAGUGAAGGGAGGUGCUGCAGAGAAGAGUGGGCUGUUGCAUGAAGGUGAUGAAGUUCUGGAAAUUAACGGAAUUGAAAUUCGUGGAAAGGAUGUUAAUGAGGUUUUUGAUUUACUGGCGGACAUGCACGGCACGCUGACAUUUGUCCUGAUUCCCAGUCAGCAGAGUAAGCCACCACCCACAAAAGAGACAGUGAUCCAUGUGAAAGCUCACUUUGACUAUGAUCCAUCUGAUGACCCCUAUGUCCCAUGCAGAGAGCUAGGCUUAUCCUUUCAAAAAGGAGAUAUACUCCAUGUGAUCAGCCAAGAAGAUCCAAACUGGUGGCAGGCUUAUCGAGAUGGAGAUGAAGAAAAUCAGCCUUUGGCAGGCCUCAUUCCAGGGAAAAGUUUUCAGCAACAAAGAGAAGCUAUGAAGCAAACUAUAGAGGAAGACAAAGAACCAGAAAAAUCAGGGAAACUUUGGUGUGCGAAGAAAAAUAAAAAGAAAAGGAAAAAGGUUCUGUAUAAUGCCAAUAAAAAUGACGGUAAGAAGGGAUUUCAGCUAUCUUCCAGUAUUUUUUCUGAUUAUGACAACGAGGAGAUCUUGACUUAUGAGGAAAUGUCACUUUAUCACCAACCAGCGAAUAGGAAACGACCCAUUGUCCUGAUCGGUCCACAAAACUGUGGCCAGAAUGAACUUCGGCAAAGGUUAAUGAAUCAUGAAGCUGACAGAUUUGCUUCUGCAGUUCCUCAUACAACACGAAAUAGGAGAGACAAUGAAGUGGCUGGCAGAGAUUACCAUUUUGUAUCACGGCAAGUAUUUGAGGCCGACAUAGCAGCAGGGAAGUUUAUUGAGCAUGGUGAAUUUGAGAAGAAUCUGUAUGGUACCAGCAUAGACUCUGUCCGGCAAGUGAUCAAUUCUGGAAAGAUAUGUCUUUUAAAUAUCCAUACACAGUCACUGAAGAGCCUUCGCAAUUCAGACUUGAAGCCAUAUAUUAUCUUCAUUGCACCACCUUCACAAGAGCGGCUUCGUGCAUUACUGGCCAAAGAGGGCAAAAAUCCAAAGCCUGAUGAACUUCGAGAAAUUAUAGAGAAAACCAGAGAGAUGGAGCAAAAUAAUGGCCAUUACUUUGAUACAGCUAUUGUGAAUUCUGAUAUUGACAAAGCAUACCAAGAAUUACUUCGUUUAAUUAACAAACUUGAUACAGAACCUCAAUGGGUUCCAUCCUCCUGGCUACGGUGAAACAGUUACAAGGAAGAAAAGGACCUUGCCAUAGAAUGCUCACCUGUAUAUUAGAUGAUGGAUUAACCUCUAGUCCUCUGUGUGCACAGAUUAACUGUGUGCUUUAAAAAAAUAAUACUCAUAGUCUGACACCAUUCUACUGUGAUUUUGAAUGUCUCAUCUUUCACUACCUUUUUACCAGACAUUGACAUUUUGAACAAGCCACUACAUUUUUAAUCAUUUGAAAACACUUUCAAGCGGCUGCUUUAAAUUUACCUUUUCUGACUAGAGUUUUUUUCUCAAGGUAAAUAUAUGUAUACAGUCCCUGAUCACUAUAAAAACUGAUUGUUAUUUAACGUUUUUAAGUUAAUUAUGCUGCGGACAUGAUGGUAGUUUGCAAAAACACCUUUACAGAAUAUUGGAUAAAGAAAUAUAACUACAAGGGGAAUGAAGGAAUUAAUCUACAAGUACUCUCAAAUGUAUAAAGGGGCUACUUUGAUUUGAAGUUGCCUUCUUGGGCUUCAAAUUGUUGUUGAAACAUUCCAUUAUCUAAUCGCACUGCAAUUUUUGAAGAUGUGUACAUUGUAAAUAUUUCAAACUUUUUUUGUCUUUAGUUAGUGUGUAAAUCAGAUUCACAGCUAAUUAAAUAACAGUAAGUCCUAUGGAAGGUUAUAUAUAUAUAUAUGCUGAUAUUUUAGAUGUGGUAUUUUAUGAAUUUUUUCCUCUUUGCUAUAUCAAUUGAUUGAGAGCCACGGUUAACACAUGGGACUAUAGAAGAGUUUAGAUGGGAAGCUAUAUUUUUAUGAAAAUAGAAAUUCUUAUAUGGAUUUUUUAAAGAAUACUUUGCUUCCUUAAAAUGUAAAUUUGUCUUUUAUAACCAAGGAAACAGACUUUGGGAUGAUGAAUAUUAGAAUAUUUUCUUGUAUUUUUAUACCUAGGCACAAGGUGUCUCAUGGCUGUUGAUCAUGUAGGUAGUUAUAAAGUGGAGUUUAUAAUAUUAAGUAACCCAGUUAUCAUCCUGGAUUUAAUUGAUACUGUUGUAAAACAAAACUAGUGGAAGAAUGUGAAUGUUACUAAAUUAGGAACCUGAUGUGUUCUGUUUCUAGAACCAGCAUAUCCUUAUAUGCAAUUGAAAAUACCCAUAAAGGUUCAAAUAUUACAGCUAUUGCAUUUAUGAAACUUCUCUAAUUGUAGCUGCCUUUGAAACUGAUUAGCUUUGUUGCUUUGUGGCACCCUUAAUGUGAAUAUGAAUAGUUUUCUUUGUUCUCAAUCAUAGCUUUUAUUUUUAUAUACUGUCAUACACUGGAACUACUUCAACAUGUAGCUGAAUAUAACCUAAUAGUUAAGAAUUAGUCUUUCCAUGUUCUUUCAUAUUUUUCUCUGAAGGAUUAAACAGAAAAUCCAAGCAGGAUUGAAACUUUUUUGUGUUCAUAGUUGAACAUACAGUAUACAUUGACAUAUGGAGAAUUGGGGGGAGGGGGGUAAUACUAUUUAAGAACUGAAAUUCCUCUCUUAGUAUUAUGAUCCACUCCCCCACCAUGGGAGAAAAGAGAAAUUUGGAAUCAGCCAACAGUUCCCCUCCUCUGCAGAGUAUAUGCAUAUGAUCUUUAAGCGUCGCACAUUUAUCAAGAGAUUGUAAAAUCACUCAACACUGUGCCUCUAUCCAAUUAAGCCUUUGGGUAGGAAAUAGAAGUGAUAUGGAAUAAUCUAUGUAUCACUGUCAACCUGAAAAAUAGUGAUUUAUCUCAAAUUGUCAACUUUGCUUAGAAUACAAAGCAGAAAAAUGAA